AUGUCGGGCUUCGACGCAAAUCGCGUUUACUCUGUCUCUGUACACGAGCCAGCAGCUGCCACAUCCCCCGACUCCCCUUCAGAAACCGAGAAACACCUUGUCGACUUCAUUCUGACAUUCCGCGUUGGUGGAGAGUUCAUCUAUCGUGACAAGCUUCGCGGAAACAUCUUGUUAAAACAACACCUGCUUGAAGUCGACCUCCGCCAUGUCAGUUUGUACAACGAUGAAUUGGCUCAUGCCAUUCAAGACAGACCCGCAGAAGUUCUUUCUCUGUUCGAGAACGCAGCCACGAAAGUCGCGCGUAACAUUCUGUUCCCUUUGGCCGGCCAGUCAGAGGAUCGCACAGAAGCAGCCACAGAGGCCAUCCCCAGAGUACAAGUAACAAUCAAAUCAGGUCUCAACCUCCUCCAAGUCCGCGAACUCACCGCGAAUACAAUGAACAAACUCGUUCGAAUGCCUGGGAUCGUCAUCUCUGCCUCUGUCCUCUCAUCACGAUCUACCAAACUGCACUUACAAUGCCGGGCGUGUCGUUCAGUCAAGAUAAUUUAUCCUCAAGGUGGUUUAGGUGGUUUAGGAAGUGGGUCAGAAAAGGGUCUACCCCGUGUGUGUGACGCGGAAGACCCAACAGGGCAGAAGGACUGUCCUCUUGAUCCAUACCUCAUCAUCCACUCCAAGUCCACGUUCGCCGACCAGCAAGUGCUGAAACUACAAGAAGCGCCCGACAUGGUCCCUGUUGGAGAGCUGCCUCGCCACAUGCUUCUCAGUGCGGACAGGUAUCUGACAGGCAAGGUCGUUCCAGGAUCUCGAAUUAUUGCGUCCGGCAUCUACUCGCAGUUCCAAUCCUCCAAGAACAAAAACGCCAGUAAUGCUGCUCUGCGCCAACCCUACCUCCGCCUCGUGCAUAUUGAGUUGAUGUCCCCUGCUGGGGCUGGAGGAUCAAAUCCCUUCGGAGCGCAGUUCACCCCUCAGCAAGAGGAAGAAUUUGCCGAGAUGGCGAGGAGUGAGAACUUCUAUGAACGCUUCGCGAAGAGUGUUGCCCCCAGUAUCUAUGGAAGUCUCGAUAUCAAGAAAGCCAUCGCAUGUCUACUGUUUGGGGGCUCGAAGAAGGUCCUGCCAGAUGGUAUGCGACUAAGAGGAGACAUAAAUGUUCUCUUGUUGGGUGAUCCUGGUACUGCGAAGAGUCAACUUCUGAAGUUUGUCGAGAAGGUGGCGCCAAUCGCGGUAUACACGUCUGGAAAAGGCUCGAGUGCUGCUGGUCUUACAGCCUCCGUUCAGCGUGAUUCUGUCUCGCGCGAAUUUUACUUGGAAGGCGGCGCCAUGGUCCUAGCCGAUGGUGGGGUCGUAUGUAUCGACGAGUUCGACAAGAUGCGUGACGAAGACCGAGUUGCCAUUCACGAAGCAAUGGAACAACAGACCAUCUCAAUAGCCAAGGCCGGAAUUACCACCGUGCUGAAUUCGCGUACGAGUGUACUUGCUGCGGCUAACCCAGUGUUCGGAAGAUACGACGAAGGCAAAAGUCCCGGAGAGAACAUUGACUUCCAGACAACAAUCUUAUCUCGAUUCGAUAUGAUUUUCAUCGUCCGAGAUGAACAUAACGAAACUCGGGAUAAGAUGAUUGCUAAGCACGUCAUGAACAUCCACAUGAACCGACAAAAUUUGAACGGCGAUGAGGACGGCAAUGCCGUCGGUGAAAUCGACUUGGACAAGAUGAAAGGGUAUAUUGCCUAUUGCAAAAGCAAAUGUGCGCCACGGUUAUCCGCAGAGGCACAAGAAAUGCUUAGCAGCCAUUUCGUCAGCCUGCGGAAGCAGGUCCAACAAGUCGAGCGGGACAACGACGAGCGCAGCUCGAUUCCUAUCACCAUUCGUCAACUCGAGGCUAUUAUCCGUAUCUCCGAGUCCCUCGCCAAAAUGACUCUUACCCCAGUCGUCCUGAAUCACCAUGUCGAGGAAGCCAUCCGGCUGUUCAAGUUUUCGACGAUGGACGCAGUUUCCGCAGGCUCCGCCGACGGACUUUCUAGAGGAGAACUGAAUGAUGAGAUGACUCGGAUUGAGCGGGAACUUCGACGACGACUUCCUGUUGGAUGGAGUACGAGCUACCAAAGUCUCAUCCGUGAAUUUGUGACACAGCAAGGAUACUCGAGCCAUGCUCUCGAGAGGACCCUUUUCAUUUUGGAGAAGCGGGAAGUUAUCCGAUUCUCUGGUCAGAAAAAGGUUGUUCACCGAGUGGGUGUUUGA
Molecule: messenger RNA, 2235 nt
Organism: Cyclocybe aegerita
Lineage: Eukaryota; Fungi; Basidiomycota; Agaricomycetes; Agaricales; Hemipholiotaceae
Source: the annotation of a GenBank genome assembly